UCUAAUUUACUGUUUUCCUUUAUCGUGAUUGACAUGAAGUUACUUUAUACUGAUUGAUCUCUAAAGUCAUUCCCUUCUAAAGAGGGAAAAAUGAAGGUAAGUUCCACCAUGCGAAGAGUAAUCAGUUAACAAGAAUAGAAAUGAUGAAAAUUAGCAGCUUAUAGCAUGUAAAAGUCCUUGAAGUUCGGAAAAAUCCAGAUUAGUUAAUGUAGAAGAGCAAAAUCUGUUGUGACCAUGAAAUCAUCUUGGAUGCGGAAGGAGAUUGCACACACUAUUUAAAUAAUCUCAUCAAUGCUCCACCAAAAUGGUUGGCAUCAUGGAUCAAGAAGGAUUUCAAUGAAUCUUAUCUGCCUCUUGGCUAAUUUCUUGUUCACGUGCAUCAACCUAAUUCAUUUCCUGCAUAGAGUGAGCGCUAUGGUCAUGGAGCAAAAGAUUGCUGAGCUAUCUAGCCAGCUACAGGCCUCGGAGGAAAGGGAGAGGCGAAGGGACAUGCAAUUUGACGGUAUGAGGGCCCAAUUAGACAAAUUACUUGCUUCGAGGGGGAUUCCCUCGUGUCCUGAUGAUGCUCGUAACCCCUAUACUCAAUCUAGUGGUGCUGAUGAUGAAGGGACUCACGUGUCAAACACACAAAGACAUGUUUGAAUGUUAAUGUUGUGGUGGAUUUGUGGAUUGUGUAAGUGUUUUGUGGAUGUUUGCGAGGGGUGAAGUAGUCUAAUGUUGUAGACUAACUUAGUGUAGACUAGUUUAAUGUUUUGUGGAUGUUUAUAAAGGUUUAAGUAGUUUAAUGUUGUGUUGAUGUUUGCGAAGGUUGCAGUAGCUUGAUGUCUCUUGUGAAUGUUUGAAUGACGUUUUCAUUCAACUUUGAAGUAGUUUCGAAUUGAAUUUGAUGUAUUGGUGGUUUUUAAUAUAUGUGUUGUA
Molecule: messenger RNA, 918 nt
Organism: Lycium barbarum (goji berry)
Lineage: Eukaryota; Viridiplantae; Streptophyta; Magnoliopsida; Solanales; Solanaceae
Exons: 2
Coding region: 292-642 (116 amino acids)
Source: RefSeq, a predicted model, not a curated record